AUGAUUCCUUCAUCACUUAUUGCUGAUUAUAAUUUAUGGGAUUCUUCCACCAAAUUCCGCCCAAAUAUAAAGGACGUACUAGAGCAACUAAAUCAACCAAUUCCUGAGCAAUACAAGGAUGUAUCAUCAAGUAUUAUUAAUCAAGAACACAUUGCAAAAAUAGCUUAUUGGAUCAGCGGAAGUGAUUCCUGCGAGUUUCAUCUCGCUUUUAGCAGCAACCGGGACGGAAAAACAAUCGACUCCUUUCAUAAGAAGUGCGAUAAUAAAUUGAAAACUAUACUGGUAUUGAAGGUGAAAGGUACGAGUGAAAUUCUAGGCGGGUAUAACCCAAUUGGAUGGAGAAAAGAAAAAUCAACAGGAUACAAAGAAACAAACGAAAGCUUUAUUUUUUCAUUUAAUGAGGGACGCGCAACUAAAAGUUGUGUGAUUAAUCCAAAGAAGGCAAUAUAUUGUAACAGGAAUUAUGGCCCCUCUUUUGGAUUCAGAGAUCUAACGCUAUGUUCCAAUACAUUUUCCUCAAAUAUGUGGUUCUCUAUGAGAAAAUAUUAUGAUACACCUAUAAGGUCAUCGGGUGGGUCUUUUGAGGUAGAAAACUACGAAGUAUUUGAGAUAAUUGAUAGCGACUCUGACCGAUUCUCAAAUGUUGACGAUUUACAUCGCAAUGAACUUUCUGAUCAAUAUUCAUAUAAGUUGUCACUUAUUAAACGGUUGUUUAAAUACAAGCGAUGA
Molecule: messenger RNA, 729 nt
Organism: Acaulospora morrowiae
Lineage: Eukaryota; Fungi; Glomeromycota; Glomeromycetes; Diversisporales; Acaulosporaceae
Source: the annotation of a GenBank genome assembly